CAUUAGCCUGCAAAGAUUCACAAAAACAGCUUAAUUAUUUUUCUAGUGCUGAAAUUAUUAUUAAAGGUGUUGGCAUUCUUCAAGAAUAUCAACGAAUUCUUGAUUUUCCAGAGAUACGUUUAAAAAAAUUAAAAGAAGUUCGAUGGCUUGGCUGGUAUGAUGCCGUCGAAAAUUUUGUCAAAACAUUACCUGCUGUACUUUUACAACUCCAAACUUAUGACA
Dentiscutata erythropus is the source of this 222-nucleotide messenger RNA. NCBI's taxonomy places the organism in Eukaryota, Fungi, Glomeromycota, Glomeromycetes, Diversisporales, Gigasporaceae. The record is from the annotation of a GenBank genome assembly.